Oldenlandia corymbosa var. corymbosa is the source of this 1548-nucleotide messenger RNA. NCBI's taxonomy places the organism in Eukaryota, Viridiplantae, Streptophyta, Magnoliopsida, Gentianales, Rubiaceae. The record is from the annotation of a GenBank genome assembly.
GCCCUUUUUUGAAGUCUGAUUUCUUAGUUGUCAUUAUACGAGUUCGGCGAUUCUAAGUCAACUGUCAAAUAAAUCUGGUUAAAAACUUGGAACCCUACACGCUUUUUCCAAACACAAAAUAUUCACACAUAAGACAUUAACACAAGUCAUCAUCAAUCAAGAAGAAAAAUUCAGGGUACUGUACAAUUUGGAUUCAAUCCAUUGCUUCAUUUUGAUCAUCAUCAUGGUGGGAGCUCCUCUUCCGGCAACUGGAAAUCAACCACAGCCUUAUGGAGGUAUGAUUAAAAAAAAAAACAAAAAAAGCAAUCAAUAAUCUUCUUCAAGUUUUUCAUCCUUUCAGCAUUUUGAUUGAACUAACUUUUCCGGCUCUAUUUGUGGUUGUUCUUUUACAUUCUCAGGCAACUCUGAUCCGUCGAAAAAUCAGAACCCGCCGGCACAAAUGUACGCCACUCCAAAUGCUACCAUUUCUACACUUUUGCCAUACAAUGGAAUGGCUCCCUCAGAUGCUAAUCUUUACCAAGGACCGUAUCCAAACCCUCCGGCUAAUCCAUCAGCUCCGGCUACUGCUAAUCCUUCGCCGUACGGUUUGACUCCCCCGGCGUACUCUUCCCCUCCUCAAUCAUCCACCUAUCCACCACCGCCUCCUCAGCCAGCCGCCCCAGCAUCUCCGUAUAUUCCGCCUCCAUCAUCCGGCUACCCUCCAACGCCAGCACAGCCAGCUCCCUAUUCCGGCCAACAGCCUCCUCAAUCAUCUUGCUAUCCUCCGGCGCCAAGGCCGCCGUCUGCGUACACUCCGCCACAAUCAUCCGGGUAUCCUCCGGCGCCAACGCCGCCUUCUCCGUACACUCCGCCGCAAUCAUCAGGCUAUCCUCCGGCGCCAACGCCGCCUUCUCCGUACACUCCGCCCCAAUCAUCCGGGUACCCUCCGACGCCAACGCCACCGUCUCCAUACACUCCGCCGCAAUCAUCCGGGUACCCUCCGGCGCCAACGCCGCCGUCUCCAUACACUCCACCGCCACAAUCAUCCGGCUACCCGCCAUCGUCAACUUAUCCGCCGCAGUCAACUCCGUCUACAGCUGGAUUCCCACAGCAGAGCCCACCAGCAGGGUAUCCUCCUCAGCCGCCUCCCGGUGCUCCAAGCGGUUAUCCGGCAGUUCCUGGUGGAUCAUAUCCGCCGGCUGGAUCAUACCCGCCACCGCCAGGGCCUUACUGAUCAAACUUCCUUCAGAUGCAUCUUCACUUUUACGGUUCAUUUUCCUUUUUUCCGCAAUUUCAGUAAUGGCAAUUGGCCAUCAAUUUCAAUCGGCUAUUUCUGUUUAAAGAGGCUUUGUUAGCACUUACGAUUUGUUGUCACUGGUUUUUUGUUUGUUUUCUCUCUUCUGAAAUGCAAUUCGAAGUUGCAUAACAUUUUCAUGUACAGCGAACGAAUUAAUCAAAUUUGGUGGCUCUCUUUCCCUUUCCAUAGAUCUCUUUGUAUUCCUUGUCGAGUUGUGACUUCUAUUGUUCUGCACUGACUGGGGAAAAAAAGACGUUAUACUUUUUUCGAUC